Messenger RNA from Carica papaya (papaya), 1934 nucleotides. Lineage: Eukaryota; Viridiplantae; Streptophyta; Magnoliopsida; Brassicales; Caricaceae. The record is from RefSeq and is a predicted model, not a curated record.
AGACAUUAUGGUAAAAUACAUCCUAUGUGAUUAAUUUUUUAUUUUCUUUCUUUAUUUUAGAAAAUCUGUAUAUAUUUGGCUGUGAUAUUUAAUAAAAUACAUGUUCAACCAUUCUUAAUAGCUAGUAAAGGAGACAAGAAGUAGAUAUGGAGGUUAAAAAGGGUGCAUUCUGGAGGUGUCAACUUGCUCUAUCUUCCAACUAGACAACUUUUCCAUUUUGGAAAUAACAGGAUCACAUAUUCCUUUUUCCAUUUUUGGUAAUAGCAGGAUCCCAUAAUCCAUUUUCUAUCAUUAAAUUAUAGCAAUUUAUUUAUAAAAUCGUGGAAAGGAAGUGGAGAAUAAGUUUAUUGUUUUAUGUGCCGAAAAUGACAAAUCUUCCCUUUUGGUUGGGUAAAUCUAUUUAUCCCAAAAAAGAGGGACGAAGAGUUGGGUCCUUUCCUGACACUUACUGGUGUGAAAUAUAAUUUAUUUGAAUAAUUUUUAAGCUGCUCAAACACGAGCAUAACUAGAUCUAAAAAAAAAGUAGGUGAAAAUAAUUUAUGGGAAAAUUAUAAAUCUUUUUCUUGCUUGGAUAAAUCUCUUCGUCCAAAAAGUAUGGGAAAAAAAUUGGUUCUUUUACUAGCAUUUAUUGGUAUGAGUAAAAAUUUAUGGGAUUUAAUCUUUAGGCUGUUCAAACACAUGGGAAACUAGAUAUCAAAUGAGUUGGUUUUCAUGAAAAAUAAAAUUUUUGAGUUUAAGGUUUAUAUUUAUACAAUAUUGUUCAUAACAAGCUCUACUAAAAGGGAGGGGUAUCUCUGCUGUAUGCUAAAGUGAUGUUUGGUUUAGGGCCUUUUUGGUAUUGGAGGUAUUUGUGUAAUUUUGGAUAUUCUUAAUCCACUAUACAGAGGAGAAAUCUUAGUUACAAAAUUUCUUCACUGUGGAAAAUUGACAGGUGGCUCCUCGGACACAUUUACUGAAUCAUGGAACAUUCCUUUGUUCCUUUGCUUUCUCUAUUUCUUUUAAUCUUUGUGUGUGAUGUGUGAGCAGAGCCCAAGUAAUGUGGAGAUCAUUUCUGCUCUAUCUCUUCUGGCGUUAAUUAAUUCUAUUAUACUCUUGUUAUCCUUACUCUAAUAGAGCCUCUCGGAAUAUUGCCCAUGACAGAUUUAGGCAUUGAGAAAUCCAUAUUCAUUAAACCAAAAACAUUUCACUUGACUGUACUCAUGUUAAAGUUGUGGAACAAGGACAGAGUAAAUGCCGCUAGCAAGCUUCUAAAGAGCAUCUCCUCAAAAGUGAUGAAUGCAUUGGAAAAUCGUCCUGUCUUUGUGAGACUGAAGGGGCUGGAUUGCAUGAGAGGUUCUUUGGCUAAAGCUCGUGUUCUGUAUGCUCCUGUGGAAGAAAUUGGAAAUGAGGACCGACUUUUACGUGCCUGCCAAGUAAUUAUUGAUGAAUUUGUUGAGGCUGGACUUGUUCUUGAGAAGGAUGCUAAACAAAAGCUGAAGUUACAUGCAACAGUGAUGAAUGCAAGGCAUAGGACAAAAAGGACAAGAAAGCUUGACUUCUUCGAUGCAAGAGGCAUAUUCGAGCAGUUUGGAUCAGAAGAAUGGGGUGAGUAUCUCAUCCGUGAAGCUCAUCUUUCACAGCGAUUUGCGUUUGAUAAAAGUGGUUACUAUCAUUGCUGUGCUUCCAUACCUUUUCCAGAGAGCAUGCAGGUAGACUGAUUAACAUAUAAGAAAGUAUCAUAUAGUUUCAUUAGAGCACUGAAAUCAAGUAUCACAUAGAUUGUUUAUUGAUGACUAAAUCUAUGUCCAACUUUUGCAAAAGUAUUAGUCUGUAUGAUGUUUAGAUCAGAGCAUUGAAUUCUUUGGCAAUAUCAAUGCUCUCUCUCCUGAUUGACGAUGGGAAUUUAACUCAUCAGUUUUACAUUAGAUUUGAUCCAAUUCUCAGUUCUAUUUCUA